This is a messenger RNA of Dracunculus medinensis (Guinea worm), 243 nucleotides long. Lineage: Eukaryota; Metazoa; Nematoda; Chromadorea; Rhabditida; Dracunculidae. The record is from the annotation of a GenBank genome assembly.
AUGGAACGCGACGAUGUUCCAGAAAAGAUCAUUCGACUCAAAAAGGCAUUUUAUGAGCGUACGUCGGUGCAAGUUUGUAAAUAUGGGGAAAUGACAGACUCAUUCGAAACAAGAUUAUGUCCUUUCCCUUACAAUAUGCAACUGUGCGAUAGAUCGGAUAAUGAACCGCUUGUCGGCGCUCAAGAGGUAUCCAAAUCAGUCCAAAGCACCGUAUCACAGAUCUUGAAUACGCUGAUGAUGUAG